Procambarus clarkii (red swamp crayfish) is the source of this 5151-nucleotide messenger RNA. NCBI's taxonomy places the organism in Eukaryota, Metazoa, Arthropoda, Malacostraca, Decapoda, Cambaridae. The record is from RefSeq and is a predicted model, not a curated record.
UAUUAGUAGUCAUAAUGUGGGUACCAUGUAUUAGUAGUCAUAAUGUGGGUACCAUAUAUUAGUAUUCAUAAUGUGGGUACCAUAUAUUAGUAGUCAUAAUGUGGGUACCAUAUAUUAGUAGUCAUAAUGCGUGUUCACCCUUCAUAUAGUAGUUAUAAUGUGUGUAUCCCACACUAUAGCAUUCAUAAUGUGGGCACCCUAUACAGUAGCCACACCCUCUCCAUCACACCAGUGCUAAAUAGCCCCGUCGAUUCCAGCGCUUGGCCCCAGGCCAAGUUCUCAUUCUCCCUCCCAGCCAAGGUCGCUAGAUAUAGCGUCCUCCAGUACCCGCAUAUCAAGCAUGCUUCCAUUAUUACACCCUUGCCAUCAUUCAUUUUUCAGAACCUUUUAUCUCGUAUAAUGCAUAAACUUAUCAUUUCUUGAAGAUUGCAUCUUAGGUGUUUCAUAUUUAUAAGGACAGUCUUAAGUUUACUUUGGUCUGCUACUGUACUAUUCUCCGAGUAUUCUAAUAUAUGGUAGAUAAACUCCACAUUUGUCUUCCUCAUUAGACAAACACCUUAUGACAGUCCGCAGUAUUUUUAUCCGUAAUAGAACUAAAAUGAUUUUGGUCUUUUGGGUGGAAAUUAAUAUGGAGCUGCCUCGUAUGGACCAGUAGGCUUUCCACAGUUACUGUUGUUCCUAAUAUAAUGUCAUAUAUAUAAUAUGUUCUUCUAUCCUUCCCAAAACAAUAAAUUUGUCACUUUCAAUGACAGCUGUGACACAGUUCAUCGUAUAUUACCUCGCGUGUUUUGACACAAAUAUUGUCUAAAUUCGUGAGGAAAUUCGUCAUUCUUUGGUGAAUAAACUCUGAACAAAAAGUAAGUGAGCUGACAGAUCAAGGCGUGUCAGUCUGUUUAGAUGAUGACGUAACACACACACCUGUUAUUAUUUUGCUUUAUUCUAUUACAACACAUGUCUGGCUUUUGUUUUUUCUUCACACAGAUGGGUCCAGGAGCAGAAGCCUUCUGACUUUUGUUAGCAGGAUGCGGGUUUUUCCCUUUCCAUAGCCUAUUAGUUUUCCCCUGGAACGCGAGCCGCCAAUCAGUUAAAAAUCAGUGUCGGCCUCCAUCUGUAACUGAAACUUCUGCGCCUCCAACUCAAGACGCUUCAGUGCUAAAUAAAGCGACCAGACUAUGCUCGCCAAAGCAGCGGCUAAUUCUCAAGAUGAAUUCAUUAAGUCUACAACCCGUCCACGUCAUCAAGGACGAAAUACUAGCUAAUCCAGCCGCCAAUUCCCUAUUUAUGAGUGAAAAACACUUCACACACAAGCGGACGAUGAGUCACAAUAAAGGGGUUGAAGAUAUGAUGUCCAAACUACUCAAUUAAGAAACGACGACGUUUUCACCAGUCCCAGACCAUUAUCAAGUCGUAAUGUGUGGCUCGGGACCCCGGAGGCUGCAGAUGAUGACCGCCACAACACACCAGCUGCUGCUGCUCCUGCUGCUGCUGGGAACGUUACUUCCUGUCCAGUGUAAGACGAUCCUUCACCUCGCUCACUCUUCUCUUAGUGCAGCACCACUAGGCACCCUCUGGCCUGUACCUCAGUGUUGGACUCUGCUAAGGAGACGGGGAGAGCAUCCAGGUGCUGGAGUUCCAGAAGGAUGGAGUGGCGAGUCUGUCAACAAUGGCGGUGUACAGAGGCAAGUUGGACCGGGCCUGGAGGAUGGCCUCCCUGAGCCUCUGCUGCCGCUUCAAGCUCUUCUUCCUACACACCAGAGCCACCGUACUCCAGCUCGGGGACACAGUCGACGACCGAGGAUUCCAGUUCAGGGCCGGUGGUACCAGCUGUGCCUCACCUACGACCACCUGGAGCACGCUUACAACACCUUCAUGAACGGGGAGCUGGUCUACAAACUCACCUACAACGUGGAGGGUGAGAUCUAUGGCGACAACGCUCGGCUCGGCCAGGGGGACCUCCCUAGUGAGAGCUUCAGUGGCGCACUUUCCCAGGUAAAUAUGUGGGACUCUGUACUGAGCAGGAACGCCAUAGCUAGCAUGGCUGCGUGUAAGAGCGAUCUUCAGGGUAACUACAUCUCCUGGGAGGCCGGGUGGGAACUUCAUAACGUCACAGAGUACGACGCCUCUAUGGAGUCCUUCUGCCAGCCCAGUACAUACACGAAUUACUUUGGGUUCCCUGAAUUGCCACAGGCUCACGCCUUUUAUAUAUGUGAGGCAUUGGGCUCUCAUCUGCCUCUGCCAACCACAAUGAAAGAGGUGACCUUCUGGUACAACCUUUCGUACCAAGUGUGGCCUCAUCAGGACAACUUGACCUUGUGCAGUGACUUCCUGUGGUCUUCCAUCACUGAUGCCAACCACGACGGGACUUGGGUCACUCACUACGAUAACGCCCUCGCUCCUACCGUGGCCUGGAAAGUUGGCGAGCCCAACGGCUUGGUCUAUGAGAAUUGCGCCGUGAUUGAAAAACUCGGCUUGUCGGAUAUUGUCUGUGCCACGAGCAAAUGGUGCGCGAUAUGUGAAUUUUCUGAUCUGCAUGUCUUCACCUUGUUAGGUACUUGUGAGCUAGAAGAACACAACCUCAACUUCAUCGCCUACCAGGAAGGUCUGGGAGAUCUUUAUUUCAAGGGAUAUGGAGCGUACCACAUCAAGAAGGUGGAGGGAGAAUGGUUGUGGAUCAACGUGGUAGAGAACAAGACUCUGGCCAGACUAGACGUCGACGCGCCCUUCAACAUGCCCAUGGGCCGUCGGGUCUGGCACCUCGAGUCACCAGUGUGUAACCAACGAGAAGGUCCGCGGACCCUGGUGCUCACGCCUUGCGGACCGGACAGUUACUCUUGCGAUGACGCCACCUGCAUCCCUCACCAGAAUCGAUGCGAUCAAAAAUACGACUGUCUGGACCACAGUGAUGAGGUCGCCUGUGAGAUCAUUGGAAAGCCUGAGGAUUACAAGGAAGAUAUACCUCCACUGCCGGGCAGUGAUAAAGUGGGCACGAGUCUACCAAUAACUGUCAACGUGACAAUCGAGUCCAUCACCAUCCAUACCACCCAAAUGACCAUGCAAAUGUCAUACAAGAUUCAGAUGAUUUGGUUUGACAAUCGUCUCGUUUAUCGUAACCUGAAGACUAACGAGACCUUCAACAAGGUGAAUUACACGAGCAUGUUGAGCCUCUGGUUACCGACCUUGAGGUUCGUCGGUACAGAGGGACAUCGACACACGACGGUAGACCAAGAAGCCUCACUACACGUCCAGCGACUUCGCCCUCCGAACCGAAGGGACAACACCGUCCCCCGCGAAGUGGACCUGUUCUCUGGUGAGGAGAACUCUCUGAUCCUCUCCAGGAAGUACACCACCGCCUUCACCUGUGACUUCGACCUGGUGCUCUACCCUUUCGACGUCCAGUACUGCGACAUGCGCUUCCGAAUGCUUUCCGGCUCCAAGGACUACCUCAUUUUCGAGGAGGCGGCAUCCUCCGCCACCUACCAUGGCAGUACCCUGCUGCUGGAGUACGAGCAGAUCAAGCAGCCAAAGCUUUUCUACGACAACAGUAAAGAGUUCAGUGAGAUGCUGGUUGAGAUCACACUCCACAGACGCGCCGGUUAUGCCAUCCUGAACAUCUACACGCCCUCCUUGAUCCUCCUAAUGAUCAGCUAUGUCACUCUCUUCUUCCGUCCCCACGUCCUUGAGGCGCGCAUCAUGACCACCCUCACAGCCCUCCUGGUCUUGGCUACACUCUUCGCACAGGCCUCUGAGACGCUGCCCAAGACGUCGUACGGCAAGAUGGUGGACGUGUGGCUCCUCUUCUGCAUCGUCAUGAGCUUCAUUAUAAUCAUCUUCCACACCAUGAUUGACCAAAGCCUCAACAAAGCCGAAGUGUUCCCUCCUGCAGCGCCGACGAAGGUGUGCCCGCCUCUCGUCAACAGCCUCACUCCACCCGACACCACCAGCCUAACCGUCUCCUCCAAGAGCCUCAUCCUUAUCUCUCGCUCUAGCCUCAUCGUCAUCUUUGCUGUCUUCAAUAUUAUCUAUUGGUCGUAUAUAUUUGGGUAAUCUGCCAGUGUGUUCUCUCGAUUUGUCACGCCGUAAGAAAGGCAUCUGUUUGCUUAACCAGAAAGGUACAAACCCAAGCAUCACACCUAACAUAGAGAGCAAUGCACGGAAAACGUCAGUUUUAAAGCUCUUCAAGUUUUGAUUAAAACAUCGUAUUUUCAUUGAUUGGUCGAUUCCGCUAAAAAUGCGAUGUAUUAAGUGAGAGGACAGGUUGUUACGAGCUUAUGGAUUGAAUAAGAUAUAAAUGGUAAGGUUAUUUGAUUGUACGAAAUGGUUGAUAUGUCUGAGGCUGGUACUUGUUUUAAUUAUUUCUUGAUCUUUGAAGGCUUUCUAUCUCCUAUACUUUGUCUCGAGAUUGUUAUUUUCUAACUGUUUGACUUUGUAUCAAGCAAGAAGAGUCUUAAAUGUUUGUGAUGAGACUGUUAUCAACGAUGAUAGCUUAUUCAGAUAUAUUAAUAAUAAUAUAAUAAUACUAAUUUAUUUGCAAGUAGGUACAAUGAGUUGGUGAGAUUACAUAGGAUUGGUAUUUUUACAUUCAUGAAAGCUACUAACAUGUAUAGUGUUUCUGGUGUUUGGGGCAUAUAUAUUCAUAUAUGUUGUUGAUGAACUGUAACUCUGUAGCCUAGUGGUGACUCGUGGUAUAAAUGUCAUAUAUAUAUACAUUAAUUUACAAAGGAAAAACUACAUUACAUAGAGUUUAUAUAAUUAUCAAUAAGCAAUGUUUCAUAUCACCACAGAGCAUGAGCCUUAAACCCCAAAUGUUAUACAGUACUUUAUCCUGCCUCUUUCUUGCAUUUUAUGUCAAUAUAAAACAUUAAAAACCCUUUAAAUCCACUCUAAUUCUUGGGCCACAUAAUGCUUCAUGAGUAUCUUCAAUCCAGUUUACAAAAACAACUUUUUGCUUACAAAAAUAAAAUAUGCAUAUUCUCAUUUUCAGUACAUUGGUCACUUCCAUUGUUGUUUCUAAUGCUCAACAUCAACAACCCAUCAUUAGUAGGGAGCGUCUCAAGAAUAUAUCUAUACAAUCGAGGACGAAAUAUGGAGGGAUAAGAGACCCAGAUUGCUUCAUUAUUUCUUAAUAGUACAUUUUCUGCGAGAAUAGGGAGG